This is a messenger RNA of Drosophila innubila, 4394 nucleotides long. RefSeq names its product centrosomin (gene cnn). The transcript has 8 exons. NCBI's taxonomy places the organism in Eukaryota, Metazoa, Arthropoda, Insecta, Diptera, Drosophilidae. Gene Ontology annotation, cellular component: microtubule organizing center. Bases 188 to 3652 code for a protein of 1154 amino acids. The record is from RefSeq and is a predicted model, not a curated record.
AUUUGCAAUCAAUGUCGCGCAAGUCGAUAAGUCUAUCGAUAAUAUCUGAUAUAGACGCCAAAAACAUCUGGAGAGAGCGCGCUAAAAUUUUAUAAUUGUUUAAUAACUUAAUUGCUGAAUCCUUAAAUUGAACAGAUCUGUUAUUUCUAUUAGUUUUCAAGUAUAAAUCUUAAUAAAGGCGAAGAAAAUGGAUCAGGAUCAGUCAAAGCAAACGCCUCGAGACUUUCAUGACAGUGAUGGCAUGUGCACUUCGUCCAUCAAGGAAAUUACUUUGAUAGAAACUAUGACUAGUUUCCUGGCGGAAAACGGAGCUGCUGAAGUAGAUCCAAGAAUCUUGAAGACUUUAGCUGAGGCGCUAUCGAGACGCAUAGACACAGAUGACACAAGUCCCGGUGGUCUUCAAGAUGUUACCAUGGAGAAUUCAUAUACCAGUUUCGAUGCCGGACGUGCGCCAGGAGGUAUACAUUCGCCAAUGCAGGGACGUUCCAUGCGGGAGCUGGAAGAGCAGAUGUCUACGCUACGCAAAGAGAACUUCAAUUUGAAGCUGCGAAUUUACUUCAUGGAGGAGAGUCAGCAAGGCGCACGCGGCAAAAAUGCGGACGAGUCAUUGUCCAAACAGUUGAUAGAUGCAAAAAUCGAGAUCGAAAUUCUGCGAAAGAGGGUCGACGAAAAGACGGAACUAUUAAAGGAUGCGGCCCGCGCUAUUACACAGCACGAGGAAGUGCAAAAAAAAUCGGACAUCGAAAGUCAAACAAUGAUUGAACAAAUGCAACAAUAUAUACAUCAGUUAGAGUCAAACGCAAAGCAGAGAGCAACAAGAAGAUCCUUGGAUGCUCUUUCCGCCGAGAAAUUAAAGAGCCUGGAAGCUGAGGUGCUUAAAUUGGAGAAUGAACUGAGGGAGGCCGAUUUGAGGCAGUCAGAGACAAGUAGGCAACUGGAGAUAAUGGAAAAUACUCUAACCGAUCGACAGGAGACCCUGGUUGCGUGUGAGGCGAAGAUUGAGGAGCUUGCUAUUAAAAAUGCUGAACUGGUGGAGCAGCUUGAAAGGGAAGCAGAAGCUGAUGCAGUGGCAAGUACUCAGCCUGAGCUACGCACACAAUUGGCCGAUCAGAUCUGCGAGCUGCAGGAUGCCCAGGAGAAAUUAGCUGAGCGCGAGCGUGUUCAUGAAAAAGCUUGUCGCACGAUUCAAAAGCUAAUGCAAAAGGUGAACAGCCAGGAAAAGGAACUCAAGCGUAUCAAACAGACACAGUCGAAUGAUGAGGCCAAGGCAACGACUUCACCUGCUUCUCCACGUCAUUCUCUGAGCGAUACUGAGACAAAAGACAUUUCUCCCAGCUUGAAGCAGCGCUAUGAACACCAGAUUACCGAACAGAACGAGAUCAUUGAGAAACUGAAGGCGGAAGUUAAAAAGAAGACAGCCAAUUUGCAGAAUCUGGUUAACAGAGAGUUGUGGGAGAAGAAUCGUGAAGUGGAGCGACUCACCAAACUUGUGAGCAAUCAGAAUUCAGUGGAACAUUCUGGCGAUGACUCAGCCACAGGAGGUGACUUGCAGCAAUCCUUUACGGAGGCAGAUUAUGUAAAAGCUGUGAAGCGCAACAAGUUGUUGCAACGAAAGGUUGACGUUCUACUUCAUCGUCUGAACGAAGUGCAGCAAAAUGGUGCACUAAUCACACAGCUCCGACACGAUCUGCAUGCAAUGCAAUCGGAUGUGGAAAGCGCUAACAAGUGGCGUCUGGAAUGUGCUGAUGUCUGCAGCGUUCUAACGAAUCGGCUUGAGGAGCUGGCUGGGUUCCUUAACUCAUUGCUGAAGCACAAGGAUGUCUUGGGUGUUUUGGCUGCCGAUAGACGACACGCGAUGCGUCGUGCUAUUGAUCGUAGCCUGGACUUAUCAAAGAGUCUUAAUAUGACGCUAUCUAUAACAGGCGUUUCACUGGCCGACCAAAGUCUCGCACAGCUGAGCAAACUCUCGGAGAUCUUGUAUACAGAGCAGGAUGCAGAAUGCAACAAUACGUACAAUUCACACGAGGAGAUACAUGCGGCAGCCAAUGCCAAUGCUGCUACUGCUGCUUCUAGAACUUCGUUAGUCAAGAUGGAAAACAAGGCUCUAAAAUCAGAUGGACAGCUGCGCAAGGAACGACGCUCUCUGCCAUUGCCACAAACACAGCUGGACAAUCAGAGUGAAUCAGAGGCAUGGUCAGAGCCUGACCGAAAGGUUUCCUUAGCACGUAUUGGUCUCGAAGAUACUUCCAACAGCUUUGUAUGCGGUGAGCAACAUCACAGCGAGUCGGACAGUGAAGGACUCGCGUGUUCAGCCAACUCUCUAAAGCAGGAGCGCGGUCGAAGCAACGAACGCAUUACUCAACUUGAGUCCUUGAUAGCACAGAGAGAUGAACGUAUACUGCAUGCACAAUGCCAAUUGGUUGAUGCCGACAAUCGGUUGAAGCAGGAGCAGCUACAAGUAAUUGAAUUGUCCCAACAGCUGGAACAACUUCGCACCCAAAACGAGGCACUUAUUGCUGAUCUUCAAGCGAUUGGCACACAGGAUGAUAAUGAAAUUGCCGAGCUGCAGCGGCUUAUUGAACUUAAAACCCAACAGAUUCAGCAGCAGCAGUUGGCCCACAAUACUUUGCUCGCCGAUGCACAGAUCACUGAAAUUGAACUGAAAGAAGCGCAAAAGAAAAUUCAGGAAAUGGAAGAACAAUAUACAGUGAAUCUUGAUGAGGCGCACGCUGAGUUGAAACAGGUCAAACUAGAAGCGACGCAACGAUUGGAGGAGCAGGCUCGCCUGCAACAAGAAGCCUUGGCUCGUGAUUGGGUUGCAUUGACCAAACACGAGGAAGUAAGGGCGCAGCUUCUAGAAUUGCAACGUUCAUUAGAAUUCUACCAAGAAAGCGAAAAGGAACUAAAACAGACGCUUGUAGAAAAUGAACUAGCUGCACGCUCACUUAAAAAGGAAGUGGACGAGAGUACUUUGCAGGCUUCCAAGGCGAUCAUGGAACGCACUAAGGCGUAUAAUGAUAAAUUGCAGUUGGAGAAACGUCUGGACGAGAUGAAGGUACAGCUCACAGUGCUUCAAGAUGAGCAAAGACAGCAGCAGCUGCAGCAACAGAAAUAUUCACAGCCAAUUCGUAUUAAUAGCAGCGAUGUCUCACAGUCCGGCUACACGUCUGAAGAGGUUCCGCUGAAAAUGGCCAACAAUAGAGGCAAUGCACCAACGGGUUCAGCAGCGUGCGGAAGGAUUAAUAACCCCUCACCCGACUUGGGAAUCGAGAGUGAUGUCGGGCGAGUCAUGAGCGUAGAGCUAUCUAAUGCUCAGCGUACUUUACUCAAAACUGUUGAGCUUACCGGACAGAAAUCUAAUCAAAAUGCUGAUAAUGUGGGCACAAAAGAUGAUACUUCCCCAGACACAGAGGCUGCUGCGUCAUCAUCUACAGGACAAACAAAAAUUCACGACUGUGACAAGGUAGAGCAAGAAAUGGCCGAAUUACGGCGUAAAUUAAUACGCACCAAACGAGCCUUUGAAGACACAUAUGAAAAGUUGCGUGAUGUUAACAAAGCUAAAGCACAAGUUGAAAAAGACAUCAAAAAUCAAAUACUUAAAACCCACACUGUACUGCGAAAUGUUCGAUCUAAUAUGGAGAAUGUGUUAUAACAAUUGGUUUGAUCGCAACAUCAUCAUUAUCUUCAUCUUCAUGAAAUGGAUUCACAAAUCGGCAAACAUUCUGUUAAUAUGUCACAAGUUUUCUUUUUACUUAUAUUUUCUAAUAAUUGUGUUCUUUAAUGUUCUUUGUAAAUCACCUUAUAUAAACGGCACUUAAGCAACCAGUUUUUAAUACAAAUAAUACUACUUGCAUUUUCUAAAGACUGUAUAAAAUUAAAACAAAUAUGUAUAAUAAAUGCAAGUUUAUCUAUACCCUCCUAAUGUACUACACCUAACUGGUACUAUAUUAACCAGACACCUUCGUUCAUAUUGAAUGACUUAAAAAUACAUAGUAGUAAGCUUAUUACUAACAUUUAUGAACAGUAUAAAUAACUCCCUAUGCAUGUAUACAUUUUGCUCCUUAGCAAUAACUGAUUUUAAAAACUAAAACUGAGUGCCAUCUUGCCAUAUCAAAUUAACAGUAAUAAGAGAUUAACCUACUUCUUAUUCAGCUUGAAUGAAUUUUCUUAAUACUUUUUAUUUAUUUCCCGAAUUCGUCAUGAAUUACCGCUUUCAGUUGACAAUCGGAACGGACAUUGAAAUAAUAUUAUAAUAUACUCGACCUCAAAUAUUUUUUCGCUGUACACUUAUGUAUGUAAAACCUCCAAAAAUUUGCUUUCGAAAAGAUACUUAGAAUUAAGUUUUGUACAAUGAAUACGGUAUGAAUAAAAAUACAUUUAUAGUUCGUUUUAAA